This is a messenger RNA of Stegodyphus dumicola, 3229 nucleotides long. RefSeq lists its product as uncharacterized. Gene Ontology annotation, cellular component: basement membrane. Gene Ontology annotation, biological process: cell-matrix adhesion. NCBI's taxonomy places the organism in Eukaryota, Metazoa, Arthropoda, Arachnida, Araneae, Eresidae. The record is from RefSeq and is a predicted model, not a curated record.
UUUGUUGUUUCGUCUUCGCAAAGGCAAUCAAUCGAUACUGUUAUUUUGAUUGAGUCCCAGCGGGAGAUGUUUGCCUACCUCUUCGAAAUCGUGUAUCUGGUGGCGUUCCUGACGCUGGUGCAUUCCCAGCAUCGGUUUGGUUGCGACGAGGAUUACUGCUCAAAACAAGUGGCUCCCUGUCGGCCAAUCAAUUGCAAAAAUGGCAGGAUUCUAAAAAAUGCGACGAAAUGUGGUUGCUGUGACAUUUGCGUAGAAAGCUUAAAGGAGGGUGAUAAAUGCACUACUCAUGAUUAUGGCACCAUUCCAAGGCAAGAAUGUGGACCUUCAUUAACAUGUCAUAAAAAGGAGAAAGUAUGUGUACGUGUAUCAACUCAGUGUGUAAAGGAUCAACAGAAAUUAGACCAAGAAUCUUCAACUGGAAAGUUAUUUCAAAGGCCGAAGCCAAAAUGCGAUGACUUUGGACUGUAUGAGGCUAUUAUCUGCAUACCUGGAGUUCUGUGUUACUGUGUCGAUAAAUAUGGUACGAGAAUAUUUGGAACGGAUGUCUACAAAAUGAAAGACUCCAUGAGUUGCAACUGCAGCAGAGAUUUUCAAGAAUUCCCAAGAGAUAUUCCAAACGGAGACUUUCUGCGCUGUCUUCCCAACGGCGAUUACGAUCCAUUGCAAUGUACAGAAGAUUUCUGCUAUUGUAUGAAUGAAAAUUCCAACGUUGUGGGUUACAUCGUCCCUGCUAACACGAGCAUUAAAGAAUUAACAUGUUAUGAUCAGACUCGGCACAGGUAUGACGACGCCUCCUUGAGAAGUAAAUGUUGGCGGGAAAGGAACAGGCUUCUAAUACAGAUAGAAGAGUACGAGAGGCAAGGUGUGAAAAUAUUAGGAGUUGAUUUGCCCGAAUGCGAUUUAGAUGGCAGUUACGCGCCAGUACAAUGUAAGAAAGACAGUUGCUACUGCGUGAAGAAGAAUGGAUCGCCAUAUGAAGGUUACCGGGUUCCUAGGAAUUCAAAAGAAGCGAAAACCAUGAACUGUAGAUGCAUCAGGGAAAAGGAAAUGAUCAGUGAAGUGCAGACAAACAGUAAAGAACUGGAAUUUUUCAAAAAAUAUCAGUGUGCACCAAAUGGGAAUUACAAGCAAAAACAAUGCGUGGAGUCGAAAUCUUUUUCUGUGGAUGAAAUGGGAUUUCAGAUCAGCGAUGAAGUCUUACAGAAACCGAUGGACUGUGUUUAGAAGAGAAUAAUUUAGACAGCUAUUCGUUUAAAAAUAAUCUUUUCAUUUGCAUCAAUUCAGAAAACUGUGCGUUUUAUCCAUUAAAGUCAAAUAUUAACAGUCAUAAGUAGAUAUGAUAUUAGAAAUUUCUUUAAGUAUUCAUAUUACUACACAUGUAUGAGUUCAUGAUGGAUUCAAUGCACACAGAAGCGAUGACAGCUUGAUGAAAUUUAUUUUCGCCACAAUGUUUUACAUUUCCUGUACUCUUCAUGCAAAAUUUCUCUUGCAGCUCUUCUUAGUAUGCCAGAGCACAAUCAGUAGUUACUUCUUAAAACUACUAAGAACGUUCAACAAUGCAAAAAGUCUCAAAUGCGUAAUUUCGCACACUGAUCUCUUAAUACUCCCAAUACCCUGAGCUAAACUGAGAACUUAUGCUCUCUGCGGUGCUUAUAUAGUUUUCCUUCGACCACUAAGAAAAUUUCAGUACCUUCAAUUUUUCGAAAUUGUUAAAAGGCAUAUAUACUUACAGUUACAUAGUGCCAGAUACAGUUACAAUUACAUAGGGAUCGGGCCAGUUACACAGGAAUCGGACCAAAAUAUCGUCAACUUUGGCAAUUUUUCGCUAAAUUUGGUGAACAAACUUUUUUUUCCAAUGGUAGAUUGUGAACAAUUACAAAUGUAACCCAGUCCAUUAAUCUAUACAAGGCCGGAUGUGGUGGUCCCUUUAUGAUGGAAGCACCUAAUAGUUGGGCUACCAUCGCCUUUCCUAUGAAGGGACUGACAGCUAAAACCAUGCCUUCUCCGGGAUUGGAACCCAGGCCCUUCGGCAUCGCAGUCAGAUUCCCUGACCACCAUAGCGACUGGGCGGCUUGGUGAACAAACUUAGUCACCAAAAUUAUUGCCAGCGUGCUGCAAUCUCGGCACAGCCGUUUACCUUAUUGUUAAAUACACUUGCCUCUGUAACCUUAUUUUUGAAGCGAAGCUUCGCUUUCUUGAAGCCUUUCAGGUUACAUUGAUACAAAAGAUAUAUUUCAUAUAAUUUCACAAAGUUAUUUACUAUAUACAAAACUAUCAUGUCUGCGGCUGACCCCUAAAGUCGCUGAACACUGGUCGUUCCCACAUGGUUUCAAUUCCAGGUGAAAAAACUGGCUGCAUAGGCUUCCAUGUGUAAGAUGUAUCUUAGCCGAUUUCCCUAAGAAAGUCAUUCACGAACGCAUUCCUCCCCUUAUGUAGAUAGUCCUUGCAUGCUUUGUCAUAAUUAAAUAAACUAAUUCAACAAUAUUAUUCACGCGUAAAAGAUUGAAAAAUUAUCAUAAGCAAAAUUCUAUGUAUAAGAGGUAUGAGUAAAUAAAAAUCCUACUCACACAGAAUCAAUCUAUCUUCCUCUUUAAUUUGCUGAUGUGCAUGAUCCUUUUAUAGAAAUUGAAUUUUUGAUUAGCACAGAUCAGAAUCUGCAUUUCUAAGCAUCUUGAAUUACAUUUAACAAACGUUCAGUUACGAUAUCAUUAAUGCAUGAUAUUCCACAGGGUACAGAUAACGGGAUUUGAGAUUAGAUUGAAACAAAAAGUUUCAUAAUUUUCAAAAACUGUCUAUAAUAACUGAUGUACGAGUAGAUGCAGAUGGGACGAUUAUAAUACUAUAAUAUUUUAAAAAGAAAUGUUUCGUCUUAUAAUUUAAGAAUUAGGAAAUGGAAAAAAGGUUAUUAAUCAGCUGCUUCUAGAACAUUGCCUUAAUUUACAUUUAAAUUUUGGAAAAUAUUUUGUCAAUAAAUAUCUUUAUGAAAUAUGAAACGGAAGUGAAGAGAAACUUAACUCCAAGAACAUGAAAUUUGCACUUUUCUGGAAAACUUUAAUAAUCGUAACUCUUACUUUCACUCUUUUUCCUUUAAAGGGAUCAAUACCUUAUGCAUCAAUAUAAAGAAAAUUUAAUGUAUGAUAAUUACAUUCAUUAAUAUCUUAAAAUGAAUUUGAGUGUACCUGCAUGUAUUAUGGUAUAUAUCAGAAUUAAAUUUAAAUUAUGAUGGGCC